AUGAUAUCAGAAGAACAAAUGAAGCACAUACUGGAGGCCCAGCAGGCCAGCUUCAUGGCAUUACUCACGGAAAUGCAACGAAAUUGGGGACCGGCAUCCAGAGAGAACAAGAGGAAACAGGUCGAACAACGGAUCAACGAGUUCGUUUACGAUCCAGAGGGAGGCGUAAAUUUCGAAGCCUGGUUUCGAAAGUACGAAGGACUGUUCGAAGAGAAGGGAGCAGAACUGGACGACAAGACGAAAGUGGAAAUCAUUCUGCUAAAACUGGCCCAGCGGGAACACGAGCGGUACGUAAAGUUCAUUCUGCCUCAGAAACCAUCAGAUGUCUCGUUUAAGGACACAGUCAAGCAUUUGAAAGCAUUGUUCUGUUUUACAAAGUCAUUAUUCUAUCGACGUUAUGAAUGUUUCAAGCUAGAACGUAAGCCUGAAGAAGACUAUUUUGACUUGGCCGGUCGAGUUAAUGAUACUUUUCAACAAGCCGAGCUUGAACAGGCCACCAGCACACAGAUUAAAGCACUAUUUUGCAUUAAGUCGUUGACGUUGCCAGAAGAUGCAGAUGUGCGCACGCGGUUACUCGCCCAGCUAGACCAGAAAGGCGAUAUGACAGUACAGGAACUGGCAGAGGAAUGUGUCCGAAUCACAAAUAUCAAGCAAGACACCCGGCUUAUUGGAAGCACAAAUAGUCAGCCAGUUUACGUUUUCGACACACAAUCGAGACAACCACAACCAAUAGAGUUUCUCCACGGAAGCCAAAGACGGCUUGUUGGCUGUGCGGCGGCUGGCAUUACGUGAGUGAAUGUCCCUAUCGUAGUAGGAAGUGCUACAAAUGUUCCCGUGUUGGCCAUAAAGCUUCACAUUGCAGAGCAGCGCACACUAGCCCAAGAAAGAAUUGCCAUGUCGUUUUAGAAGACGAUUCGCAUGUACUCAACUGUGAACACCGGAAAUACCUGACAGUGAAGAUUAACGAAAAGCCGAUCACAUUACAAGUAGACACGGCUUCUGAUCUGACCAUAAUCAGCAUGCGCAUAUGGGAGGACAUCGGUUCUCCAGAAUUGACACCAUCAGAGAUCAUAGCGUGGGCGUCGAACGAGACGCGUAUGGAAUUUGAAGGCGUUUUCCAGGCGACUGUCAGUUUUCGAAACAUGACUUGCCUCGCAGAUGUCUAUGUGUCGAAGACCCGUAACAAUCUUCUCGGAAAUAAGACGAUCUCCGAACUGGGAUUGUGGAACCGUCCCUUUGACGAAAUUUGCAGCGCGGUGCACAACACUACUGAGGAGGUCCUGAAGAAUAAGUAUAUGGAACGCAUGGAGAACGCGGCCGGCAGGUGCACGAAAACGAAGAUAAGUUUGAAAGUGAAGCCGGAGAAAAAGCCAACUUUCAAGCAGAGCCGACGAGUCCCGUUUGCGGUACAGUCGUCCGUAGAAGCUGAACUAGAAAGACUACAGACAAAGGGCAUAAUCUAUCCUACCAAUUAUUCAGCUUGGGCUGCUCCAGUCGUGGCGGUGAAGAAACCCAACGGACAAAUACGAUUAUGUGCGGAUUAUUCAACGGGCCUGAACGACGCACUAGAAGAUUAUCAUUACCCGCUGCCAACCUUAGAGCAGAUUUUUGCUACUCUAAACGGAGGGAAAGUCUUUGCAAGGAUCGAUCUAUCCGAAGCUUACUUGCAAAUUGAGGUGGACGAGAAGUCGCAGGAACUUUUGACCAUUAAUACGCACAAGGGUCUCUUCAGAUACACUCGCCUAAACUACGGCGUGAAAACGGCGCCUAGUGUGUUCCAGCAGAUUAUGGAUACGAUGCUUACGAAUGUUCCCGGGACUAUUGCAUAUCUGGACGAUAUUUUGGUUGUCGGUAGCUCAGAGGAAGAGCUGACUCAAAGGCUGGACCAAGUUGUGGACAAUCUGAUCGACUACGGCCUUAAGAUCAAUAUGGAGAAAAGUGAAUUUUUGCGGAAGGAGAUCCACUAUCUCGGGUUCAUAGUCAACGAGAAUGGGCGUGCCCCUGACCCAGAGAGGGUGAAGGCAUUCCAGAGCAUGAAAGUGCCGAAGAACACGAAGGAGCUGCAAUCGUUUAUGGGGUUGGUCAGCUACUACGGUCCGUUCAUCACUGGGUUGCACAGUUUAAAACCUCCACUCAGCCGACUUCUGUGCAAGGACGUGGAGUUUGUUUGGUCUCCAGGAUGUCAAAACGCGUUUGAUGCCAUAAAGACAAAGAUAUGCGACUCAACUAUGCUAUCGCACUUCGAAGCUGACAAAGAAACCAUUGUCCAGGCAGACGCCUCUGAUUACGGCUUAGGCGGAGUCCUUAUUCAGAAGGACGCAGAUGGGAGAGUACAGCCAAUCAUGCAUGCCGCCAGGUCACUGACGAAGGCAGAACGGAAUUAUAGCCAGAUUGAAAAGGAGGCACUGGCCAUUAUUUUCGCCGUACAGAGAUUCCACCUGUUUAUUUAUGGCAGACCCUUCACACUGCACACUGAUCAUCAGCCACUGAAGUUCCUUUUGGGUACUAACCGUGGUGUUCCCCAGAACGUAGCUAGGAGAAUACAACGUUGGAGUACUAUUCUUCAAAACUAUGACUUUCAGAUCCAAUAUGUGCCCACUCAGAAGUUUGGAGCUCCGGACGCUUUAUCACGACUGAGUACAGGCAACGAAAAUCAAGAAGACGUGGUUGUCGCCAGUACGCUAAUGCAAGAUGAUGACGAGUUUAGAGGUGCCAUCCGGCAGUUGCCGCUCACAGCCGAGCACAUCAGGGCCACCACUACAGCAGACCCACUUUUGCGCCAGGUGAAAGAGUUUAUUCGGAACGGUUGGCCCAGCGACGACAAAGUACACUCAUUCAUAAAGCCUUUCAGGAACAGAAAGGAACAGUUGUAUAUCACGGAAGACUGCAUAAUGUACGAUGGUAAAGUGGUGAUCCCAGCCAGAUAUCAGCAACAAGUUUUGCGGGAGCUCCAUGCCGGACAUCAGGGUAUGACCCGCAUGAAACAACUGGCCCGCAAGUACGUAUAUUGGCCGGGAAUUGAUAACGACGUGGAAUCUUUUGUUCGAAGCUGCGGCCCGUGUGGACGUGAGGCUAAGAACCCACCGAAAGUACCGCCCGUGCCAUGGCCAGAGGUAACGAGACCUUGGAGUAGAGUCCAUAUGGACUUUGCGGGUCCGUUUUUCAACCGAAUGUUUCUAAUUGUUGUCGAUGCAUGGUCCAAGUGGCUAGAAGUUUUCGACGUCUCGGCAGCUACUGCGGAUAUCACGGCAAGGAAGACGGAAGAACUAAUAGCGAGAUACGGCAUCCCCACGGAGAUUGUGACGGAUAACGGCACUCAGUUCACGUCAUCAAUCUUCCAACAACUGUGUCAGAAAUGGGGAAUUCGACAUGUGACGUCACCACCAUUCCAUCCACAAUCAAAUGGCCAGGCAGAACGUUUCGUCGACACAUUCAAGAGAGCGAUGAAAAAGAUGUGGAACACUGGCGUCAAACUGGAGUAUCUCAACACAUUCAUUUUUGCCUAUCGAACAACUCCAAAAAGUGAUCUUGGGGGCCAGACACCAGCCGAACGGUUUUUGGGACGACAGCCGGAUACGCGAUUACAGUACCUACAACCGGAAGCUCGAGUUCCACAAACAACAAAAUAUUACUUUCGCGAGGGAGAGGAGGUGUUUGCUCGCAACUACAAAGCCGGAGAGAAGCCCUGGAUAGAAGGUAUAGUAAGAAAAUCCAGAGGUGUUGUGUUCGAGGUGGAGACAGCAGCUGGAAAAAUAAAAAGGCAUGCAAAUCAGCUCAGGAUUAGACACACCAGAGACAGUCAAAUGGCACUCGACUUGCUGUGUGAUACCUUUGAGGUUCCAACCCCCACGGUAGACAGUCAGACAACAUUACCCGUCGUUCGUAGAAGUAGCAGAAGAACGCAACCGCCAAGGAAACUGGUCUUGGACCCGAAGAAGAAGAGGUACGAGGUCCAACUUUCAAAAGCGGGAGGUGUUAUGGAGAGUGAAAGCGGCGUAGAGCCACGGCCUAGGGCGCCAAACAAAGGACCAAGUGGGCGACGUGAGUCACGCGCGAAGUUAGACAACCGACCGGCGCGCACUGCAGCGCCGAGCACGCGUGGUGGCUUUGCUCACGGGUGCGGCCCAAUCAAUGGAUGGCCGAACAUUCCAGACGUUUCCGCGGCGGGGUCAUCGCGCACACGGUGGCCAAUCAGCGACCAGCACGCUCGGGACAGGAACAUUCUAGAACGCCCUCUAUGACUGGCACGUCAUUGGACGGAAUGUUCCAGAACGCACGGGAGCCAAUAAAUAGCACACUUUCUUACGAGUUAGAACUCCCUCCUGUCCGCAAGUUCCAAUAAAGUGCUUGUCCUACGAACCGGCUCUCUUCCUGUCCUACCUUCCUACCGGGUCAUAACAACCAGAAUGAGGAGUUUAUUGUGAACAGAACCCGGGGUUGUCCUCUCAGGUGGCAGUGGCCACUGGCGAAGCCAGGGCUGGUGUUGACUGCGUCCAGUCAGGCCUGAGAGUCCCAGGGACAGUUGUGGCAGCCAUUUUUGUAGGCUCGUCGGCCAAGCCCAAGUGGUCUCCAAUCGGUGUGUGUUGCAUUUGCCGAGGGGUGGUGUCUCAGUGGCUUGUUCUGCUGGUUGCAGGGGGUGGCGCGUUCAAGUGGCGCAUGGGCAGCCGCGACGCUGUGUGGACGCAAUUGUGUCCGAGCUGAAGUCGGUCGAGUGGCUUUAGGUCAGCUCGUCUGGGACGGUUCGCUGCAAGUGGCGAAUGAACUUGGGGCAGCGGGGUCUUGAACAACGACACCAGACUGGUCAUGAUGGCUGGCCGCCACAAGCCUACAGACUCGUAUUGUAGAACACAUGAGGGCAGUCAGGAGGAUAGAUCCUCUGACUCUGUUGGCAGAAUACUGCACCGACUCCGGACACACGUUUGCCUCCGGAAUGGCGAAAUUCUUCCCCGAGGAAACAACCGCAUGACCAGGGAAACGAUCGAGGCCUGGCACAUUGGCACAACCUCCAUCAAACGUCGUGUGGCGCUUCCUGCGGCCUACCCAGACCCCGAGACGCAGCUCAAUGAGCAAAAGAGCAAACGCGAGCCCAGCCUAAACAUGAAUCCAAGCAUGAGCAAGUCUAUUGCGGAUACACACUCAGCCGCCCCUCAACCUGGGUCCGACGAAGGCACAGUCGUCACAACAGCCGUUCCAUCCACUAGUCCGACAGACAAGAAAACGGACAGUCGUGGCGGCGUAAGUAAGAUUGACAGCCUUGGUCGACGGUUAAGGUCAGUGAAGGUACGAACGACGGCCGCCCCUUCCAUCCUACCGCCCUGA
Messenger RNA from Spirometra erinaceieuropaei, 5319 nucleotides. Lineage: Eukaryota; Metazoa; Platyhelminthes; Cestoda; Diphyllobothriidea; Diphyllobothriidae. The record is from the annotation of a GenBank genome assembly.